Molecule: messenger RNA, 1222 nt
Organism: Peromyscus californicus insignis
Lineage: Eukaryota; Metazoa; Chordata; Mammalia; Rodentia; Cricetidae
Product: vomeronasal type-1 receptor 4-like
Exons: 1
Coding region: 62-970 (302 amino acids)
Biological process (GO): G protein-coupled receptor signaling pathway
Cellular component (GO): membrane
Molecular function (GO): pheromone receptor activity
Source: RefSeq, a predicted model, not a curated record
AAUAGUCUAUCCUGAAGUUCUCAGGAUUGGAUACUGAGUGACAUUCCUAUAAAAUGACACAAUGGCAUCCAGAGACCUGGCCAUGGGGAUCUUCUUCCUAUCCCAGACAGCACUGGGCAUGUUCGGGAACUUAGCCUUGCUUUGCUGUCUCAUUCUUUCUAACUUCAGUGGGAUCAGGGUGAGGCCCACAGACCUGAUUAUCAAACACCUGACUUUGGCUAACAUCAUGGUUCUUCUCUGCAAAGGAAUCCCUCAGAUAAUGGCUGCUUUUGAUGAGACAUAUUCUCUAGAUAAUAUUUCAUGUAAACUUGUCUUUUAUUUUCAUAGAGUUGCCAGGGGAGUAUCCCUUGGUUCCACAUCCCUGUUGAGUGUCUUUCAGGCCAUCACCAUCAGCCCCAGUAAUUCCAAGUGGGCACAGCUCAAGGUCAAAACCCCUAGGGUAGUUGGUCCUUUCCUAGGCCUGUGCUGGGCCCUGUAUCUACUUACAUAUAUCUUUCUCUUGAGUACAGUAACUGACAUGAGGAAUAAAGGAAAUCUUACUGAAUUUAGACAAUUUGUGUAUUGUUUAGUAGUAAAACCUUCCAAACAAUCUCUCAACGUAUGUGCAAUCCUAUUAGCUUCCAAUGAUGUUAUAUGUUUGGGACUCAUGGUGUGGGCCAGUGGCUUCAUGAUGUUAAUCUUGUUCAAACAUAAACAGAGGGUCCAGCAUAUCCACAAAUCUGUAUCUACUAAAUCAUUUCCUGAGACCAAAGCCACACAAAGUAUUCUUACCCUAGUGAGCAGUUUUGUGGUUUUUUAUGGAUCCUCUCUUGCCUUAAUGGUAUAUUUUUCUUUCCAGGAUGGAUCAGAUACGUGGCUGGCCAAUGCCAAUGUGGCCAUGAGUGCAAGCUUCUCAGCACUCUCGCCCUUUCUGCUCAUCAGACACUAUAUCAGGGAUUUUCAUCCAGGCAGUACUCAAAUUUAUCAAUAACCAAUUUAUUUUUGUGUUGUCAGGGUACUCUAAAACAUAGACUGUAUACAGUACUUUAUAUUCAAAAUGACCCCUUCACAUCAGAUCCAUUCUGUAGGUACAGUAUCUCCUAACACUCUUGGGACACAGUCUUGAAUCCAAUUGCUGUCCAUUGUUUCAAUUCAGAAUAUUGUAGUACUAGAUUAAUUCAAUAUUUGGGGUGUAGAAGUUGUUGUGAUUAUUAUGAUGGUUUGUAAAGGUCUGAUUAUCAUU